AUGGCUGAGAGACAAGUCCCCUUCACCCUCCUGCGCCACCCCAGCUGGGACCCCUUCCGAGACUGGAACCAGGGCAGCCGGAUCUUCGACCAGGCCUUCGGCAUGCCCGCCAUGAUGGACGACUGGUACCAAACGGCCAGCGCCCACUGGCCCGGGUACCUCCGCCCACCUGGCUCCAUGCUGGAGGGCUCGCCCGGCACCUUCAUGUCCCCUCCCCCGGCGGCGGCGUACGCCCGCGCCCUGUCCCGCCAGCUCAGGGGUGGCAUGUCCGAAAUCCGGCACUCCCAGAACAUCUGGAAGGUCAGCCUGGACGUCAACCACUUCUCCCCCGAGGAGCUGGUGGUGAAGACCAAGGACGGCGUCGUGGAGAUCACUGGGAAACACGAGGAGAGGCGCGAUGAGCAUGGCUACGUUUCCAGAAACUUCACCAGGAAAUACACGCUGCCCCCUGGUGCCGACGCUGAGAAUGUCACCUCCUCCCUCUCUCCGGAGGGCGUGCUGACGGUGGAGGCCCCGCUGCCGAAGUCAGAGACCCACGCCAACGAGAUCGCCAUCCCCGUGUCCAAGUCCAAGAUGGAGCUUAAGAAGUAAACUCCCCCCAGCAGGUGGCGCUGUACCAGCACUGCCGCAGAUGCCAGCCCACAAGUGCAAUCCACUGAGAAUCACUCACUGCCACUAUUCCUUCUGAGACGGGUCGCUCCUGCCAUCCAGUCCUCUCUCUCAAUGAACCAACCUUAGGAGGCUGUGUUUGCUUUGUAAAUGCACCUGCAAUGUGUGCCUUUAUGCUUGUUGUGUAAGAAUUAUACGCUUUUACUGAAUUUAAGUGAAUAUCCAGUCACUCCAGCUACCCCCCCCCCCCUCUGUUUCUAUCACUAGCUGCCUAAUAAGCAAGCUGUCCGCAGUCUGACGAGCCUCCUGCAUUAAC
Messenger RNA from Megalops cyprinoides (Indo-Pacific tarpon), 925 nucleotides. Its product is annotated as heat shock protein beta-1-like. Gene Ontology annotation, biological process: response to heat; protein refolding. Lineage: Eukaryota; Metazoa; Chordata; Actinopteri; Elopiformes; Megalopidae. Gene Ontology annotation, molecular function: protein folding chaperone. The record is from RefSeq and is a predicted model, not a curated record. The transcript has 3 exons. Bases 1 to 591 code for a protein of 196 amino acids.